Messenger RNA from Coprinopsis cinerea okayama7#130, 402 nucleotides. RefSeq lists its product as hypothetical. The coding region runs from base 1 to 402 and encodes 133 amino acids. NCBI's taxonomy places the organism in Eukaryota, Fungi, Basidiomycota, Agaricomycetes, Agaricales, Psathyrellaceae. The transcript is spliced from 4 exons. The record is from RefSeq and is a predicted model, not a curated record.
AUGUCCAUGCCGCCGCAUACCCCACCCUCAUUUACAUUGAGGUUGAUGGAUGCUAAUGGAAGGAUGUCGAUUAGGGACCCUCAUCGCGCUUCCCGCAGGGAGCUUCUUUUGCGCCUCACUUCUCCUGCUACCACCGCCGCCGCCCAACAUGAACCACCCACCACCCUGCCACCUCGCCAUCGUCGCCAUCAGGCACCGCCUCCGGCUCCCGCCACCGAUACCGGCAACACGAAUGGCAGGGUUGAGUAUCGAGCCGAAUACGUUGACACGCCUCGAGGCGACGAUAGAACCGCGCAUGGUGCGGCUGAAAAUCUUGGCGGGCUUGGUUGGAGUUUUGAGAUCAUCUUGACGAUGUACGCCACCAUUAAGAGGGCGGCGAUGUACCUCUGGAAGCUGGAUUGA